CAUUGUAGAACAAAAGACUGAGUGAUAAUGUUGUUUUCGAAGUUUAAUUUAAAUAAUGAAUUUUAAAUAACUUCGGUUUAAAAAGUGCACUGUGGGAUUUUUUGGUCUUUCACUCCGGAUUUCUGAGACAAGUGAUAUUAAUCUUUAUGUAAAGCAGAACAUGAACGAUGAUACCGCACGUGAAUGAUUAUAAAGGUGAUAUAGAAGAUGAUGAAAUACCAUUCGCUAUUGAACAGGCGAAAAAUAUAAAAUGGUACGAUUGGGUGCUCCUAAACAGACCCCUAAGAGUCAUCGUAGCAUUAUUACUAACUACAAUUUUGGGACCAAUACUUAUCUACCGGUUCAUAUUCUUUCCAUCCUUGGAACUUCCACCACCUGAUGGCUUGUCAAUAGGAUCCUGCUUAGUUCCCAGAGAAGCCCGGAUUCCUUGUGGUGUGGAAGCGGUCACCCCCGAGCAAUGCCAUGCCCAAUGUUGCUAUGAUCACCAUCACAACCUAUGCUUCCAUAGAUACCCUUCAAGAUUCUCCUACAUGACCCAUCACACUUGGGCAGAAGACGUAUACCUGAAUCCACGAAUACAAACUACGCCAUAUGGAUCACAGCGAAGCUUUAGAAACAUCAAGCUAUCAAUCGAUGAAGUAACACCAACUCAUCUUACAUUAACAUUCUACAAACACAACAAUAUUACCGGCAGAAAAUUAGAAGAGAAAAAUUACGUCUAUGGUGUAACUCAUCCAGAAUUAAACGUAGUCGUUAACUCCACUCAAGGAAACAUAUUCAACACAGCAAGAGGACCUUUAAUUGCUUCGAACAACAUAUGGGAAAUAUCGUUCAAACUCACAAAUGAAACGCUAUACGGACUCGGUGAAAUACCGUUGAAACCAGAUACUGUCAAAGUGAUAUAUAAUCAUAAAGGGGCUUCGAGUUCUAUACCGUUAAUAUUCGCAAAAUUUAAUGGGUCAUACCAUGGGUUAUUGAUUGAUACAAUGGCCCCUACAGAGGUGAUUGUUCGAAAGGAUAAACAAUUAGUUGUUCGCAGUAUAACAGAUUUAGGACUGAAGUUUCAUUUGUUUGUUGGACCGAAGCCUGCUGACAUAAUGAGAGACGCCAUGGCUACAAUAAAAGCUAAGAAGAAUCUGGAAUACUGGAUGCUUGGAGCCCACGUUUGUAGAGAAUCAACUUCUACAAAUCCCCUAGAAGAGCUUCGUACAUUUUUAUCCAGUGCUUCUGCUGCCGCACCAAGUACCACAAGAAUGCCAUUUGAAAGUCACUGUGGUACUCUUUCUAUAGUGUUCAAUACUGAAUGUAAUAGUACCAUGGUCAGUCUAGUGGACCAAGGUGCUACGCUCAUAAAGAAUGGAGGAAAGAGAUUUGUACCACAUGUUUCACCUUACAUAAAAUAUACGGCACUACCAGAACCAGAAGAUGAAGAAAGCUCAAAAGAUGAAGAUGAAGAAGAAAUAGAAGAACCAGCUGUCAAAAUGGAAACAAGUGAUCGUUGUAUUGACGAUGACAAAAUCGAUCACCAGAUCAUCAGAGAUCCAAUUUCAUAUAAAAUGUACAAAGGUGUUGUGAAUAACCAUGAUGUUAUCUACCCAAGUUACAAAGUAGUCAGUAAUGAAACAAUGCAACAUUUGUGGGCUUACAACACUGACUUUGACGCUGUUAUUCUCGAAAACAAUUGGCCCUUGGACGAAUCUGAAAAGAACUUCGACCAAAUUAACGAUUUUUUGCCAUACUUCAGUGAGACUUUUGAAGCUGCUUUCAAUUUUACUCCUCAAUGGAAUGCUACUCGACCGACGAAAGCAGUUGGAAAUUUCACACGUCUGGCUAAUUCUACAGAGUAUCCUGGAGAAUUAUAUUUCAUCAGGCACAGUGAAUAUGGCAACGAAUUUGCAAAUGCAUUCGAAAACAUCAAAGGAUCAAUCCCAAAACUAUCAUCCAGUCAAUGGAUGAAUGGAGACAUUAUAAUAAACAGACAAAAUAUACCAACUUCAUGGACUAAUCUUCAGAGAGAACUCAUUGAAGCCAGUUUAGGAGGUAUCUCUGGCCAUUGGUACUGGUCUUCACCCAUUUGCGGAGACACAGAACAUUUCUUAAGCACAACACAGAUUAGACUUUGCGCUAAAUGGUAUAUGGCUGCAACAUACAUGCCAAUGAUCAAGAUCCAUUCAAAAACUAUUUCAAGGGAUCCUCUAGCCUUCGUUGGUACAGAUAGAAUACAUAUGAUAACAGCAUUAAACAGAAGACUCAGUCUUUUGCCGUAUUUCUACACUGUCCUGCAGGAAGGCCCACUUCUAAGACCUAUGUUCUACCAAUUCCCUUCAUCUGUGAAUAUUACUGACUUGACAACUCAGUUUGCUGUGGGUGAUGAUAUAUUGAUAGUUCCCAAUCUUCAACCAAGUCAAACUCAUGUGCAUGUGCGAAUGCCUCCGGGGACUUGGUACGAAUUUUGGAGUGGUAUGGAGGUAGUUGGAGAAGAAGGUCAAGCAGUUACCUUGACAACUACUGAGGCAGAGUUCUUGUCGCUGGUGCGCGGAGGUUCUAUCAUAGUUAUGCAGAAGAAUGUUCAACUAACUGCUGAAUUGACUCGUCGACAAUCACCAUACUCGCUCAUAAUCGCAUUAAAAUGUGAAACUACUAUUGAUUACAAUGCUACUGAACCAACACCCACAGAAAAAAGAUCUAAAGUAAGAACUGAUCCUGAAGAAAAUGCAGAACAUGAAACUAGUACAGAAUCAAUUAUAACAACAACUACAGAUGCAGCGAUACCAACGAUAACUACAUGUAAUGCUACUGGAAAAUUGUUCAUGAAUGAAAACAUGACUAUAACACUGCAAGCCAAUUCAACAGCUUUAACAAUUAAUGCUGUUGGAGAAGAUUUUCAAGUACUCUGCAAUGAGAAUGUAGCUGAAUGGGCUAGUUCUAUAACAAAAGUGAUAAUAUAUGGCUUGCAUGAGAAAGAAAACAAUUAUGACGAGAAAAGAAUUGUACGUCCGACGAUAAACUUGUGUCAGUUAGUGAAUAAUGAAGAAAUUAUUUACAAGUUCGUUGAUAUUGAUUUUUGAUACUUUUUUAGUUCACAUAUUUCCAAGAGCUUAGAUGUUUAUACAAAUUAUAUGAAGGAUAUAUCACUUUCAGUAUUAUUUAUUUCUCAUUAAACUUAUCAAAGUAGCAUAAAA
Molecule: messenger RNA, 3182 nt
Organism: Helicoverpa zea (corn earworm)
Lineage: Eukaryota; Metazoa; Arthropoda; Insecta; Lepidoptera; Noctuidae
Product: sucrase-isomaltase, intestinal-like
Exons: 7
Coding region: 168-3068 (966 amino acids)
Biological process (GO): N-glycan processing; carbohydrate metabolic process
Molecular function (GO): alpha-glucosidase activity
Source: RefSeq, a predicted model, not a curated record